This is a messenger RNA of Cantharellus anzutake, 1428 nucleotides long. RefSeq lists its product as uncharacterized. Lineage: Eukaryota; Fungi; Basidiomycota; Agaricomycetes; Cantharellales; Hydnaceae. The record is from RefSeq and is a predicted model, not a curated record. The transcript is spliced from 5 exons. The coding region runs from base 1 to 1428 and encodes 475 amino acids.
AUGAUUACUUUCAACCCUGCAGCACCCCUAACUCCCAUACCCUCUGUCAUAUCCAUACCAACUCUGCCUCACCUCCACCAUACCCUCCAGUUCACCUCCAGUUCAGCUCCACCUCCGAUCUCUGGUACCUUCUCUGGUAUCUCUUAUCCUCAUCUUAAACGUUUAUUAAUAUUUCUACCUACCCAAUAUUACUACGGACCUCCUAGGACCUCUGCUACCCCCACAAAGGUUUUCCCACUUCCAGCAGCUGUCGCUAAUUCCACCCUUCACCUACCCACUCCACAAUGCUCAAUAAGGCGAUUCUCUCACAAGCUCACCAACCCAGCAAGUGGGCACAGCACUCCUCUCCAAGUCGCUGAGGCCAUGGUCCUUCUGCCCGUUCUCUACCUCCAGCCUCCUUCUGGGGACAUCAGUGACUCAGAUGCUGACAGCAACAAUGCCUUGCUCAGUGGAUAUGGAAAUACUGAAGAUCUUGAUGGUCUGAUUCUUCCAAAUUACAGUGAUUCUGAGAUGGCUGAAGUGUCAGAACUGACAUGUACAGCAAGUGAAGGACAAUCAUCCCACUAUCAUUCCCAUCCAUUCAUCCCUGCCCCAUCCAAGAAAACCACAGAGGAUGCUGCCAAAAUGCUCAGUGAGAUUCAAAUGCUCCAGUUGUUCCAUGUGUACAGCUCAGGCCGAGUGAGUGUAAUGAAUGUUGGCUGGAUUCGUGCUUCAGAGUGGGUUGCAACCUCAUGGAACCAUGGACCGUCAUAUGCAUCUCAGUUGCAGAGGUGGUGUCAUGAUUUCAUGGCCAACAUUGAAACAAUUCCAACAAAUCCCUAUGGAAAGUGGAAUGAGUCAAUCCUUGUGACAGAUGAGGAUCUAAGGCAUGAGAUUGAGGCUCACCUUCGGAGCCUUGGUCCACAUAUUUCAGCAAUGGACAUUGUUCACUUUCUGAACACUCCAGAAAUGCGUGAGCGGCUGAGUCGAAACAAGCCAAUAUCUGUCCAAACAGCUCAACGGCAGCUAAAGGGGUUGGGAUACCACUGGCAGAGGGAGAAAAGGGGGCAAUAUUCUGAUGGCCAUGAGCAGGAUGAUGUGGUCCAAUAUCAACAGCAUGUGUUUCUGCCUGCAAUGGCUGGAUACGAGAAGUCAAUGAGAAAAUGGGAUGAAAAUGGGGAAGAAAUACCUGAUUCUUCCACAGCACAUUGCAUUGUUGCCUGGUUCCAUGAUGAGUCAAUUUUUUGUGCACCUGAUCAUCAGAAGGUCCGCUGGGUUCAUAACUCCAAGACCGUGAAGCCCUAUGCCAAGGGUGAAGCUGAUUAUGGCUGGUUGAAGGGUCAUGAUGGCUGCAAUGCUCGGGUUAUGCUUAGGCUGGGAAGUAAUAGAGAUGGAUACUUCACCAAUGAUGAUGUGAUUGAGCAAUGUCAGGGCACACACCCUGACUAG